UGUUCCCAGUUGUCACCAAACAAAUAAAUACGAAACAAUCAAAGCAUAGGGAAUAGCUUUCCUCCUCUCUAUAUUUCCGCUUUCACUUCUUCUCUCUCACCCUCCAACUAUGAGUUACUACAACCAGCAGCAGCCACCCGUCGGUGUUCCUCCUCCCCAAGGUUACCCACCGCCGGAAUCUUACGGAAAGGACGCGUACCCUCCGCCAGGGUACCCUCCACAGGGAGGAUACCCUCCGCAGGCGUAUCCAGCACAGGGGUACCCUCCACCCUACGCGCCUCCUCAGUACGCUCAGCCUCCGCCGCAACAACACCAGAAUUCAUCUGGCCCGGGUUGCUUAGAAGGAUGUUUGGCUGCUCUCUGCUGCUGUUGCCUGUUGGAUGCCUGCUUCUGAGGAAGAAAAGAGAGGUUGCUUUGCACAAAUUGGAUUUGAAACUGUGUUUUGACUUUGAACAUGACCAUUAUCGCUCUUAGUUUUUAUUAUUUUCUAUGUUGAUUUACAUUUCGUGGAUAUGAAAUAUUGUUCUGCUUCAUUAACAGGAGGAUUCGUGGCUUUUUGUUUUUCUUGUGUUUUUGUUUAUAUUGGCGAUUGAUACAAAAAAUAAAAACCCUCUAAUAGCGCACUAA
Molecule: messenger RNA, 627 nt
Organism: Glycine soja
Lineage: Eukaryota; Viridiplantae; Streptophyta; Magnoliopsida; Fabales; Fabaceae
Product: cysteine-rich and transmembrane domain-containing protein WIH2-like
Exons: 3
Coding region: 110-394 (94 amino acids)
Cellular component (GO): plasma membrane
Source: RefSeq, a predicted model, not a curated record